UUUACCAUAAUAUAAUUAUAUAUAUAUAUAUCAUUUUAUUUAAUUAUAUAUUAUAAUUUAUAUAUUCAUAAUAAAACUCAAAUAAGACAUAUUCUCACAAAUUUAAAACCAAACUUAAUUAUAAUUUCUCUCGUCUCUCACCCUUGUUAUCGAUAAGGUGGUAUUUUUUUAUUACUUAAUAUAUUGAAACAAUUUUAAAUAUUACAGUCAUUGUCUGUUAGUUUUUUGCUUACACUAAUGUUAGAUUCUUUUGUUAUCAAAUUGUUAUGAAGCUAUUUAAAUUGUAAAUAUAAUUUUUUUUUAUAAUUAUAUAUAUCGAGUAUAUAAGUACUAUUGGGUAUUUUUUAUUUUCCAAAUAGAAUGAUGUGAAAAGCAAAGUAUUCUAAAAUAUUAUAGAUUUAGGGACAAGAAUAAGGAUGUGAGCAAAAGAAUGCAAUCCCUAAGUCUCACGUGCGCAUUGCGUGUGAUCUAUUUCAUUAAAAACUGUUACUAAUUUUCACAAGAAUCGGUUAUUAUUUCUCAAUAAAUAAAUGGAUCUUUAAAAAGGCAACCCAUAUAUCAUUCAUUCCAAUAAAUACACGAGCGUUUCCAAAGCAUCUGGCAUGGGCUGUUGAUGAUAUUGAAUUCCCAAUUCUGCUCUAGUCUAAAGAAAUCGUGUCCAAAUCUGCCAAUAAACCACGCAUGAGUUUGAUGGGAUUCAGGCCAAUUGCUCUUGGUUGAGUCUUGAAAAGGAAGGAAUCCACGAUCUUCUUCGUCUUCUUAUUGGUCAACCAGACCGUGCACCUGGCCGAAUAGACAUUUUCCACCCUUAGCUUUUCUUGGUCGUCAUCUCCACGGCUCAUUGUAAUCCCCGCUACCCCAUUGACCAAAAACCAAGAUUAAGAAAAUAUCUCAAAGCUGCCGCCCUGAUUCUUCUCCACCUGUACACCAAUUCUAAGGCCCAGAUUGUUCGGAUUCUUUCAUGUUGUCCAAUGGGAGAUGUACCUAAAACCUCAAAAGUGUCAAAGUUUGGCACUUUGCUUUCGCCUAAGAUUGCGCCUAAUGAACUUAAAAGUGCCUCCUCCGAUAAACUAAAUACUACAGAAGCCUUGUGUUUUGAGUCUUCCAGCCAUUGAAUAAUUCCAGUGGAAAGGGAUGCAGCUUCCUCAUCAAAGCUCUUCUUCUUCUUCUAGACUAAUAAACUUGAUUUUGAUCUCAUCUUCUCUCUGCAUUGUCUACUUCUUCCUUUCUCUCGUCUUCCUCCAUGGCUCCAACUCCAAGUUUGAAGAUUCAUCGUCGCCGGAGGCCGUGCUGCCUUCAACUUCCAUCGAGCAUGUCGUCUUCGGCAUAGCUUCCAACCGGAAUUCUUGGCAUAAGAGGAAGGACUAUGUCAAGCUCUGGUGGAGGCCGGACCAAAUGCGGGGCUGCGUGUUCCUGGAAGGCAUGGCUCCAUCCGAUAACGACACCGGACUGCUCCCCCCGGUGUGCGUGUCCGAGGACACGAGCCGGUUCCGGUACACGUAUCGGGGCGGCCUCCGGUCGGCGAUCCGGGUGGCUCGGGUGGUGGCGGAGACGGUGGCGCUCAACCACUCGAACGUCCGGUGGUUCGUUUUCGGCGACGACGACACAUUCUUCUUCCCGGAGAACUUGGUGAAGACACUGUCCAAGUAUGAUCAUGAGCUUUGGCACUACGUCGGGACCAAUUCGGAGAUCAUCAUGCAGAACAAGUUCUUCUCUUACGACAUGGCGUUUGGAGGGGCUGGCUUUGCUCUAAGCUACCCGCUGGCCAAGGUUCUGGCCAAGGUCUUUGAUUCGUGCUUGGACAGAUACCCACAUCUCUAUGGAAGUGAUGGCAGAGUCCAUGCCUGCAUUUCAGAGCUUGGCAUUGGAUUAAAACACGAGCCUGGUUUCCAUCAGAUGGACGUUCGAGGAAACAUCUUUGGCUUGCUGGCGGCUCAUCCGAACGCUCCACUGGUCUCUCUGCACCACUUAGAUCACACCCAUCCAAUCUUCCCCAAGAAGACAACCGCCGAAGCUUUGGAGCACCUUCAAGAAGCUUCAAUGGCGGAUCCUCACAGGCUCUUACAGCAAACAGUCUGCUACGACCAGUGGUUCUCGUGGACGGUCUCCGUCUCGUGGGGCUACGCAGUCCAAGUCUACGACCGUCACAUGUUCCUGCCGGACAUUCUCCGCGCCGAGCAGACGUUCAGCUCGUGGAAGCGCGGCCAGGUCCUGGCUCAAUCGUUCGCGUUCGACAUCAGGGAGCCUCACCCGGACCCUUGCCGAAGGGCCACGGUCUUCUUCUUCGAGAAGGCGGAUUCCGGCCGAGAUGGAAUACGGAGUAGUUACAGAAGGAUGGUUUCCGACAACUGCACAUUCGACAUGACUUCGCCCAAGAGGCUUGAGGAAAUCCGAGUGUUCUCGCAUAGGCUGCAUCUCGAUAUCAAACAGUUGCAGGCACCGAGGCGGCAUUGUUGCAACGUGCUGCCAUCUUCAGCAGGGAAAGUGAUGGAAAUUAGCAUCAGAGAGUGCGCAGAAGAGGAGCUCAUUCACAUGCAUCCAUAGCCACCCACCUCCAUCUCCAUCUCCAUCUUCAUCUGCUUCACAAUUAGGUAGGAAGGAGAGAAUGACACGCAUUUGUGAUCGUGAAGCCAUAUUUGAUAUUUGCGUAGAGAUCAUGAUGAGGAGGAUAGGAAGGAUUCUCAUCCUCGUACCAAACUAUACCAACCAAAUUAAACCAACCCAACCCCUUUGUAGAGCGUUAAUGUAGAUUGACAGAUGCAACAAAUAUAGAUGUAAUCCAUUUAAUUGAAAUUCACUAUAUGAGUAAUCUUAGUUAUAAAACGGAUGGGAGCUUCUCUUUGGCUUCA
Molecule: messenger RNA, 2849 nt
Organism: Diospyros lotus (date-plum)
Lineage: Eukaryota; Viridiplantae; Streptophyta; Magnoliopsida; Ericales; Ebenaceae
Exons: 3
Coding region: 1135-2544 (469 amino acids)
Molecular function (GO): acetylglucosaminyltransferase activity
Source: RefSeq, a predicted model, not a curated record